AUGUCUCCCAAUAUCCCAGCCGAGGUCUCCGAGAGCAGUCAAAAGAAGUCUGCGUCGGACCAUUGGUUCGACGAGGUCAACCAUAAGGCAGCCUCGCAGAUUGGCGGCCUAGGAGAUGAUCCGCCCUUCCUCUUAGACAAUGUCGAUGUACAGAUCGGCGAGAAACAUGUCACUACGGCUCCAGAUCCAGAGGAUCCGAUCCUAUCGUACAUGCGCACUAAUGACUGGGAGAGGGAAAACGAGGAUCUGCGAGGGAUCAUCGAUGACCUGACCCUGGAUGUCAAGCGCAUGAAACGAAAACUGCGGCGGUAUCGAGAAGCUAACCCCCGGCAUUUGCGAGACGACAAGCUAUUCGAGAUUCGAGCUCAUCGUCUGUCAGUCCGAAGGAAAAGGCAGCUGGAGAAUAUCCUUGAGCGGUUUGCUGCUGAUGUAUCGGUGCCACCGCGGCUAUCAAAGGACAAUUCGCUCCCAAAUGCAAAUUCGCUGCUUUCUGAAGAGGCUCGCAUGGGAAUGCUGGUCGUGUUGAUUGAGUGCUUGUGCUCGCCUAUCAAUACUUCGCAUCAUACCUCGAGUCGCAAGUCUAAUUUGCUACAGGGCAAUCAAGAUGGCUGGUUUAGCAUCAAUGAGAUGCUAGGUUGCAUCCAACAAGCUUCCUCGGCUGUCAGCCAGCACAAAUUCAGCCUGGAGACUCUCAAGAAACAUAGCACACGACUAGAUAUUUCUACGGAUGGGAACUACCUGAGAUGGAAAGCCGCCAAAGGCGAUCCUGUCGAAUCACGCGCCACGCAAGAUGAAAUCCAAGUUGACAACCAGAAUUUUUUUAAAUCGCGGGCGUCUACACGAGUUCCACUCGGCUUCGACAAGAUGGAUGUGAUGUCGACAAUCAAGAAGAACCCAUAUUACACGCCAUCUGCAUUUCUGAAACAUGGAAGCGAAGCUGAAGCUGAUAGUUUAUCGAUGACCAACAGUGAAGCUGAAAGUACAACGCAAUUUACGGUAGUCCAUCCGAAUCCGCAGACGUCCAAGUCUCCAAAGCUUUCGUCAAGUGCACCCCAUGGCAGGAUGGCUUACUACAAGAAUGCAUCGUUCUACAUGGACUAUUCUUGCGAUAGUAUAGAUCAUGCAGAUCUUUGUCAAGAUCCACAUCAAUAUGACAAGAAACGAAAACGCCGGCGACCGUCUGAGAGUCACGUAUCCAACCGCUUUGCGGCUUACCGUACUGAGCAUAAAGAGAACAACGACAAGCAACACGAAGUCAGCUCUCCAGGUCUAUCAUUGAACGAGGUGCCAUUAACCCCGAUAGCUGAUGGAACCAGGGCCCGGCCAAUCGAGCUGGAAGCGUCUGGCGUUGGGGAUGUGAUUCCUAGUGAUAAUUUUGCAGUGCAUGUCACGGUUAAGUACACCUCAGUCCCUAACUCCGUCCAUACCACCAUGACUUCUCGAGCCCCCGACAACCGUCUCUCCAAAAACAGAAUCAUCCCUCGUCCUAAGGUCCACAGCACUUUCAAAGCACACGUCGUAGCCAGCAUCCACGAGGAACUGGCUCCCUCUUCUCUUCCACCUCCCACUUAUGGGGUUUUCUCUUCAGAUAGUUCGGACGACGAAGACGAAAUUUCGCCUUCAGAACUAAACUACAGUGGAUACGGUGUGGAUAAACCAACGCACGCGGUAUCUAUUCAGAAAUGGAGAGCUGAGGUUGUGUCGUCGCUUGAGCAUGAUACCGUCGGCGCCGUAUCCAGGGCUGAAGAUGUAGAAGCUACUUAA
Messenger RNA from Talaromyces rugulosus, 1764 nucleotides. RefSeq lists its product as uncharacterized. Gene Ontology annotation, biological process: regulation of DNA-templated transcription; circadian rhythm. Gene Ontology annotation, cellular component: cytoplasm; nucleus. The record is from RefSeq and is a predicted model, not a curated record. NCBI's taxonomy places the organism in Eukaryota, Fungi, Ascomycota, Eurotiomycetes, Eurotiales, Trichocomaceae. Bases 1 to 1764 code for a protein of 587 amino acids. The transcript is spliced from 2 exons.